CAAAAUAUCAUUAUAUAAAUCGGAGAUUCAUGAUGUGUAACCCAUAUUUGGAAAGUUGAACAAUGCUUUCUCGCGACUCUUCCCUCCUCCUUUUCCUUUUCUCCUUCCUCAUUACUAGUUUCGGAGCAUCUGCUCAGAAUUUUUCCUUAAUACAGAGUCACUGUAGAAAUCUAAGUACGACAAAUAUCUCUAGAAACAUCACUUUCUUGACCAAUCGCAGAACUCUUUUUGCCUCUCUCUCUUCCUCCGACGCCUCAUCAUACUCCACUGGAUUCCAAAACGCUACGGCGGGAGAAGCCCCUGACAUAACAACUGGUCUUUUCCUCUGCCGGGGAGACGUUACGACGGAAGUUUGCCGUAACUGUGUUGCCUUGGCUGUCAACGACACACUACGUCUGUGUCCGAAUGAGAGAGAAGCCGUGAUCUAUUACGACGACUGCAUGCUCCGAUACUCUGAACGGAAUAUUCUCUCGACCCUUUCAUACAAUGCCCCAUCGACCAUGUGGAACGGUAAUAUUUCAUCUAACCAAAAUCAAAUAUAUGGGUACGAAGAUUUGGUGUCGUCCGCAAUGAACAAAGCUGCCGUGGAAGCUGCGAACAGUUCUAGAAAGUUCUGUGCGAUGAAAGCAGAUUCGACCGCACUCCAGACUUUGUAUGUAUUGACUCAGUGCACUCCUGAUCUCACAAGAGUAGAGUGCUUGAGCUGUCUGCAAAACUCCAUCAAUGAAAUGCCUCUUUACAGAACUGGAGCAAGAUUUCUUUACCCUAGUUGUAAUUCAAGGUAUGAGCUUUACGUUUUCUACAACGAAACCGCCAUUACAAAACCACCACCACUGCUGCCUCCUGUAUCUACUCCUCCUCCGGUGUCAUCUCCUCCACGACCUGGGAAAGGAGGGAUUUCAAACGUGUUAGUGGUAGCCAUUGUGGUGCCUAUUACAGUGACUGUUGUGCUUUUCAUUGCUGGUUAUUGCUUCCUUGCAAAGAGGGCAAAGAAGACUUCCGGUCCUGCUGCACCAGCCUUUGAUGCAGGAGAUGAUAUUACAACCAUAGAGUCCCUGCAACUUGGUUAUAAAAUAAUUCAAGCUGCAACAAACAAUUUUUCAGAAAAUAAUAAGAUUGGUCAAGGUGGAUUUGGUGAGGUUUUCAAGGGUACACUUUCAAAUGGGACUGAUGUUGCGGUGAAGAGAUUAUCAAAAUCAUCAGGACAAGGUGACACGGAGUUCAAGAACGAGGUUGUUCUUGUUGCAAAGCUUCAGCAUAGAAAUCUGGUUAAGAUUUUUGGAUUUUCUAUUGAACGAGAAGAAAGGAUCUUGGUGUACGAGUAUGUGCCCAACAAAAGCCUUGAUUACUUCCUCUUUGACCCUGAAAAGCAAGGUGAGCUGGACUGGACUCGACGAUACAUGAUCAUUGGAGGGAUUGCUCGUGGGAUUUUAUAUCUUCAUCAAGAUUCACGGCUCACAAUCAUACACCGUGACCUCAAAGCAGGUAACAUUCUCCUGGAUGAAGAUAUGAAUCCAAAAAUUGCUGAUUUUGGAAUGGCAAGGAUCUUUGGAAUGGACGAAACCCAGGCAAGCACAAGCGUAAUAGUUGGUACCUUCGGUUACAUGUCUCCUGAAUAUGCGAUACAUGGCCAGUUUUCAGUGAAAUCUGAUGUCUAUAGCUUUGGGGUGUUAGUUCUUGAGAUUAUAAGCGGUAAGAAAAACGACAGCUUCUACGACACAGACGGCGCACAUGACUUGGUUACAUAUGCUUGGAAGCUUUGGAGCAAAGGAACACCAUUAGACCUUGUGGAUCCAAUUGUUAUAGAUAAUUGCCAAAAGAGUGAAGUGGUCCGAUGCAUCCAUAUCGGUCUUUUAUGUGUUCAAGAAGAUCUUGUAGAGCGCCCGAUCAUGUCAACCAUCUUUGUGAUGCUCACUAGUAAUACCGUAACUUUACCAAUGCCUCAGCAACCAGGGUUUUUCGUUCAGAAAAGACCUGAAAGUGACCAGUGUGUUUCAGGGUCUGUUGACGAUGCACCGAUCACUGAUCUAUAUCCCCGUUGAAUAUGGUGUUAAAAAAAUUAUCGCUGAAUUAUGGAAUUUAGGUUUCAUUUGGAUUUUGAUAGCAAUCGAUCACAAGCUUGAAUUAUGGAAGUCAACCGAUUUGUGGUUGGAGUAAAUUAUUGUGAGAUAAAUAAGAAUGAUGAGAGUUUCCAAAUUUGUUA
This is a messenger RNA of Camelina sativa (false flax), 2203 nucleotides long. NCBI's taxonomy places the organism in Eukaryota, Viridiplantae, Streptophyta, Magnoliopsida, Brassicales, Brassicaceae. The record is from RefSeq and is a predicted model, not a curated record.